Molecule: messenger RNA, 1605 nt
Organism: Schistosoma haematobium
Lineage: Eukaryota; Metazoa; Platyhelminthes; Trematoda; Strigeidida; Schistosomatidae
Exons: 1
Coding region: 433-1458 (341 amino acids)
Source: RefSeq, a predicted model, not a curated record
AAUAAGCUUAUAGAGUAACUAAUGACUAUACAAAUGGAUGCAUGUUGCAUUAUGUCAAUCUACCUAUAAAUAAAGGUGAUAGGUUUCUUAUCAUCUAAUCAUAGAAGAAGAAUAAUAAUAAAUAAGAAACAUACCAAAUUGUCAUAAACAAAAAACCAAUCAGAUUGUGCAAGCACCACAUUGUUCGAUCAUUUCAAAUCAUAACAAUAAUAAGCCAUGAUUAGUUAUUUGAAAUGAAGUAUAUCAUCUUGAGUUGACUGUGGAAUGUUUAUUAUUACCAUUAAUAUUAAUAUUAAUUAGACUUACAAUUAUCCAUGUAAGUUAAUUCAGUUCUAUACUCAACAUCCAUUCAUUAUAAUUAGAUCCAAUAGAAUUAGAUUCUAUUGAAAAGUAUAAUUCAUUCAAAUCAAUAAAGGAUCAUUAUUCAUAAUAAUGGAAUGGAUUCAAAUAAUGAUCUUAUUACAAUUCCUAUUAUUACUACCAUCAGGAUACUAUAAUCAUUUUAAUAAUCCAUUAUUAAUUCCUAAAAUUUCAUUAAAAUCAAUUAAAAUUCCUUUAAAUGAUUAUUUCAUAAAAUAUUCCAAAUCUUCUUUAAUAUCAUCAUUGUUAUCCCCCUCAUCACUAUCCCCAUCAUCAUCAUCAUCCUCAUCAUCCUUGAAGGGUCAUCCAUCCAAUAAUGUUUGUUUAUUAUUACAUCUACCUAAUAUAAAAUCAAUAAAUCAAUCUCAAAUUAAUUUAACAAAAAUCUAUAUAAAAUCCAAUCAUAUUUUAGAUCUUAAUAAUAAUAAUAAUAUAUGGGCUAUUUUUCAAUUAGAUCAUUCACAAUCUUAUUCAUCAUUAUUUGUAACAUUAAAAUAUUUAAAUCAAUCUUUUGAUCAUUAUUCUAUUCAAUAUCCAUUAUAUCAAUGGAAAGAUUAUAUAUAUAUAUUUAUGUUGAAAAUAAUCAAUAAUGGGGAUGAUGGGGAUAAUAAUAUUGAUUAUCAACUAUUUAGUGAAUUAUCCUCUUCUAUGUAUCCAUCUUGUUUAUUAGAUAAUAAUCAUUUUAAUGAUUUAUCAAAAUUAUGUAUUUCAUUAAUUCAUUGUAAUGAUCAUUUCAUUGAAAAUAUUCAAGAGAUUAAUUCUGUUCGUGAUGUUGUAUUAAGACGUGUAAGACGUGAUAUAUCAUCAUCAUCAUCAUCAACAUCAUCAUUGAAUGUUUCAAAUAGUAGUACAACAAUGAAUGAAGAAAUAAAACCUGCACUUAGUCCAGGUUUAUUAGCUGUUAUAAUUAUUAUACCAAUCUUAAUUAUUAUUGGAUUAAUUAUAGGUGGUUAUUAUUUAUAUCGUUGGUUAAAAAAACGUCGUGCAUCACAUGGGAUAUAUCAACCAAAUUAUAUGGAAAAUGAAUCUAAUAUUAUAAAACAACAACCUGAACCACAUACCAUAGUGAAAAUACCGAAUGAAGAAAGAUUAAUCUAAAUAUAAUUAAAGGAUUCGAUUCAUUUAAUACUUUUUUUUUGUGGUAUUUUUUUUUCAAUUGUAUUAUGUGGUAUACUUGUUUCUAUGGUUUGUUUUAUUCAAAUUGUAUAAAUGAAAUAUAUAAAAUAUAUAUUCUCUCUAUUAAAA